Molecule: messenger RNA, 875 nt
Organism: Trichoderma atroviride IMI 206040
Lineage: Eukaryota; Fungi; Ascomycota; Sordariomycetes; Hypocreales; Hypocreaceae
Source: RefSeq, a predicted model, not a curated record
AUGGAAAUAAUUCACGGCAAAGAUUUGCCGUUUUCUGACCUUUCCCUUAAGCACCGUAACAAUGGUCUAGCAUUCAAAAACUUAUUCAUCGGUCAAGAGAAUACACCCGAGAAUCACCUCUUCGCCCUCGUCCGGUCAGUUGGGUUUUAUUCCCCGCGCCACAAACAUAACUUUGACCAGUUUCGCUACGCUUAUAAGGGUGACAUUUCCAUUAACCCUGACAAAAAUGCUGCUGAAGGGGAGCUUGUCUACCAUCCCGAAGGUGUCUGCUACGGGCCCCAGAAAGAUUCUGAAGGGGAGCGGGUGGUUCUCAUUCUACAAUUCGGUGGAACAAGUGGCCAAGGUUUCCUUUCAUAUCGCCAGUUGGAAGAAGGCCAGAAAGAGCUUGCCCAGCUCGGCCAUUUUGAGGGAGGUAAAUAUUAUCGAAACGGGAGCCAUGAAGGUGAUGAGCCGCAAGACGGAUAUGAAGCGCUGUGGGAAAAGUUCAACGGCCGACGCCUCGUCUACCCACCCGGUCGCUACAAAGACCCCAUCUUUAUGAGUCCGACCAAUUAUGCAUGGCGCCCGGCAGACAAUCUGGCGAAGACGGACGGGGUGGCUUUCAAGAAGUCACUUGGAGUGUUUACCGAACGCGAAACCCGAGCAGAGAUGAUCAAAAUCAAGAAGCUGGGACAGUUUUCUAUCGCUUCUACGAAUGCAAUACGACUGCUUUUUGUUGUCAACGGCGCAGGCGAAGUGGAAGGGCAGCCGUGGGAAGAAGAAUCGGCGAUACGGGUCUCGCCUGGCAAGGAAAUUGUGCUCUCUGCAAAUCAAGAUGCGGAAAUUCUGCUGUUCACCCUGCCAUUGUUAAAUUAUUAUGAGCUGCGCAUCUAAAG